Folsomia candida is the source of this 2439-nucleotide messenger RNA. RefSeq lists its product as uncharacterized. The record is from RefSeq and is a predicted model, not a curated record. The coding region runs from base 74 to 2113 and encodes 679 amino acids. The transcript has 7 exons. NCBI's taxonomy places the organism in Eukaryota, Metazoa, Arthropoda, Collembola, Entomobryomorpha, Isotomidae.
UCUGAUCAACUGUCAUUGUGUUCUCCUGGUAAAAAGGCAAAAUUUACAUAUAUUAAAAAAGUUCCCAGAAACAAUGGACGACACUGCGCCUUCGUCCUUAAGUCCGGCACCAUCAAAAAAUGAGAUCAGAGGGAAAAAACGACCCUUAGAAAUCACCAUUACGCAACAAUUUAUGGAAGAAAACUAUCCCGACGAGAUUGGAGAAUCUAGACAAUAUUUCCUACAUACGGAAGACGACUCCUCAAUUGAUAAAAAGUCGGGAAACGAGCACAUAAUCUAUUUUCAACCAUUCUUAAACUAUGAUUUGGUAAUUACAAAUAUUCCAAAAUCAGCCGGAAAGUUUUUCCAAAUCGUCAUAAAACCUGUGGAAUGGGCACACGCGUUCAAUCAGCUUUCUCUCGACAUGACGGCUCAAGCCCUCUAUUCUGCCAUCAUGACUUCGGAGUGUUUGCUACAAAUAAAUCUUGAUCUAAUUGGAACAACCAAUAUUUCAGAAAUUAUUCAAAGAGCGUCUGUCUGGAUGAUGGCCAAAUUCGACACACCCACCGAUCCGUGGUCCUUCCCGCUAAAUUUCGGAACUAUACUGACAAAAAUAUCAGAGCCAAAUCCGGAUGAUAAAGCCGCCAUAAUUGCCACCCUACAAAAAAUGGACCCCUUUCAGAAGGUUGACGCAGUGGCACCACUCUUAGAUGUAAUUGCGGACAGAACCAACUUUGAUAAUGCACAUAACGUUACGGAAGAAUUUCGCGAAUAUAUUAACAAUGGGAUCCAAGAGGAAAACAAAUAUAGCGAAAUGUUUAGGAAAUGCGUGGAUAAGAUUCAGCACAGUGAUCAGAGAGGCAUGAACACGGCACAAAUUGGUGCAGCUUUAACCAAAAGUACUAUUCCUCAAAACCGGGAUCAAAUCGUGAGUAUGGUCCAAUUCCAAACGGAACCAGGUCCAAGAUGGAAAAAAGCAUUUCAAGCGUGUAAAACCAGUAUUGGCCUUGGGGCGGCAAAAUUAUCCAGUACAAUUGUUCGAAGGGACUUUGGUGAUAGACAGGGAGAUUUUACAUCAGCGGGAGAUAUCUGUCCAGUGAAAUUGCUCGCUAUUCGUCAAGGAGCAAAAUUCCUCCAUGCCCGGAAAGAUGUGAAGAACGGCUUCCAAGAAAUAUUCGACUCGGCGAAACCACACCACAAUUUGUACCCCACGCGAGAAGAAUGCAUUCAAAUUGAUAAGGAGCUUUACAUACGCGGAAAAGCAACAUUGGCUGCACUUAACGCCGCUCGUGAAGUGGCAGCUAAGGCGGGAGAAAAUUUGCCAAUGGAAAUUCAAAAGUUGCUAUUGGCCCCGCUAAGCGACGUGACUCAUCAAGGUGACCAUGGCAACCAGAAUGUGACCAGUUCCACACAUAUCCCACUGAAUGAUCAGUAUAACUCUUUUCCCGCUGUCAAUACUCUUGGAGGCAACGAUCAGGAAAAUUUCCUCGGAUUACUCGAAAUUCCAGAAAAUACAUCACAUUUUUUCACCACGAUUUUGGAGAAACGUCCAUCGGUAACCGACGACUCUAAAAAUUUGUCCCUCGUGGAAAUUCCAUUGGAUAAGGAGAUUCUCAAGAGAUCCCUGCAAGACCCGACCGGAAACCUGACAGCGUUUGAACCAAAGCUACUGAGGGAUGAUUUCACCGAUACGCACGCCAUGCUACUGACGGUUCAAAAUAUUGAAGGAAACGUUACUUCGAGGACGUACGCAUUUUCUAGGGAAACAUGGACCAGCGCCAUGGCCAGGUGUGCAGAUCAAGGUCCUAUCGCCGCGGGAAAGAAGGACCUCAUUCCAAAUCUGUUCGAAACCGAGGAAUUGAAAAAUUGUACUCCCAGUGGAAAGAAACCUGGUCAAGGGAAGCGACGACCAGAAUGGGUGUUAAAUGAAGCCAGGCAGCAAAUGGUUUUAGAUGCCGUUCGCUAUUUCGUUGGAAAUGUGGCCCUAAAAAAUUGCAAAUAUGUUGUGGAGCCUUGGUCACCCUCAGUGGAGGCGGGGAUGAGGAAUAAAAUCAUAACUUCUGGGAGCAAUGAAAUUCGGGCAUCGCUGCUGAACUCAAGCGGACAAAAUCUCCUGGUCAAUGAUGGCGCUUGAGUUUUCAUUUUUACAAUAAAUUUAUGCCUAGUAAUCAGUGAUGUCAAAACUGUGCUAAGUGAACUUUAAAAAAAUUUGGGAAAAAUGUAUGCAACGGUUGGAUAAAUUUUACACAUCCUCGACAUAUUUUAACCUUGGAUAAAUUUUAUACAACUUUAUUCAGCCUGUAUUUAUGGCAAGGAAUGAAUAUAAAUGGUUGAAAUAAUAAAUGAGUGCAUGUGGGAGGAUUUUUGUAAUUUGUAGAGAUAAGUAAACGGUAGAAAUUUUCUGAUAUGUGCUCAAAUCUAAAAAAAAUAUGUUUAAUAAAAUAUAUAUUUAUUAUGAAA